This is a messenger RNA of Gadus macrocephalus (Pacific cod), 1425 nucleotides long. Its product is annotated as chemokine-like protein TAFA-2. The record is from RefSeq and is a predicted model, not a curated record. NCBI's taxonomy places the organism in Eukaryota, Metazoa, Chordata, Actinopteri, Gadiformes, Gadidae. The transcript has 5 exons. Gene Ontology annotation, molecular function: receptor ligand activity. Bases 976 to 1404 code for a protein of 142 amino acids.
GACCAACACCAGGUGAUCACUAUUAUGAAACACCAGUAAUCAGUUUUUUUUGUUAAUACCUCAUAACAAGAAAUCUGCUAUUUAAAUUCUGUAAAGCCUGUACAUAAAACUUCUGUUAAUUUUUUUCUGUAGUAAGCUCAGUGUUUGAGCAUUUAGAAGGUUUAAACGUUGUAAACCAGUGUGAUUUGAGAAACGAAAUAAGCCCAACAUUACAAACACAGAUAUAUAGCACAAGGUAAACCCAUUUUGAAAUGGAAGAGCAAAAACACACAAUUAGGUAAUGUCAGCGGUUGUGAACGUAUAUAGCCCCACCACCUCACCCGUCUGUUCACAGCUGCGUGAUACCCGGAUAAAACAGACGCCCCCGUGCCAAAUACGCACGUAAGCUUCUUAAAUAUAAUGAAAGUGGCCGCAUAGUCUAUGAAACAGAUGGUUUCUUCCUUGAUUAAGUUUCUCUCAAUGAUGAGAUGAGGAAGCUGCUAAAUCAGAGGGAUUGUGCUGUAAUCACAGAUCAACAGUGUGUCAUACAAACCACCACUAUAGCAUGAUCCCACUGACCGGGGUGGACAUACGCUUUAUAUCUAAACAUUUUGUUCUUUUUUUUGUAUGUAAAUCAUGUGUGCGUACUUGGAUUACUACUUCACUUCCGUCGUCAUAUCGUCUCAAGUCUCCACCCGCGGUUCACACACACACACAAACGCACACACGCACACACAGACGCCAGACACGAGAGCACACAACCACACGCACACACACGAAGAACUUCUAAGACCACCUGCUGGGCUGCGCCCCGUCAUGUAGUGUAUGGAGUGAUAACAGGAUGUCACACAACUUGAACGCGGUGGUACUAUUAUUAACUCCAUCCAUCGGACCAGAGGAGGUAUGUGUUGGAAGUGAUUUGUAUCCUAGUUGACGCAUGCUGAUGGCUAAACAAAUAUCCGCUGGAGCCAAGAAAGGACUUCUAACUGAUGCACAAUGAAGCUUGACUCCAGGUUAACGGAGCUGUUCAGUGGGGUCCUGCUGGCUCUCUGUCUGCUGAGCCUCUGUGGAGAGGCAGUGUCCAGUGGCAACCAGGGCCUACGGGGACCCACCGGGCGGGCAGAGGGGAGGACGAGGAUGGAGCAGAGGACAGGGACCUGUGAAGUGGUGGCGGCCCACCGCUGCUGCAACCGGAGACAGAUAGAGGAGCGCUCUCAGACGGUCAAGUGCUCCUGCUUCCCGGGACAAGUGGCCGGCACCACCAGAGCCUCGCCCUCUUGUGUUGAAGCCUCCAUCGUGCAGCAGAAGUGGUGGUGUAGGAUGGAGCCGUGUCUGGCGGAUGAGGAGUGUCGGGUUCUCCCCGACCUCACCGGCUGGUCCUGCAUCUCCGGGAAUAAAGUGAAGACCACCAAGGUGGCACGGUAGGGAGACGGGUCUCAGGUUCUA